Messenger RNA from Armigeres subalbatus, 554 nucleotides. Its product is annotated as larval cuticle protein A2B-like. Bases 107 to 466 code for a protein of 119 amino acids. The record is from RefSeq and is a predicted model, not a curated record. Gene Ontology annotation, cellular component: extracellular matrix. Lineage: Eukaryota; Metazoa; Arthropoda; Insecta; Diptera; Culicidae. The transcript has 2 exons.
AAGCUGCAAUUAAUAUUUGUAUAAAAGAAUUGAGAUAUCUGUCGAACAGUAUCAGUAAGCAUUCAAGCUCCAAGUGAUUUUUACAAAGAAAUAAUUAAAACACACAAUGUUCUUUAAGACAUCUUUGAUUGUUCUUGCUCUCGUUGGAGCCAUCGCUGCCCAACAUUACUACCAACAACAUGAGGAAGAACACCACGCCCCGGCUCACUACGAGUUCCACUACGACAUCCAUGAUGACCACACCGGGGAUGUGCACGGGCGCAAGGAAUCUCGAAACGAACACCAGACCCAGGGUGAAUACUAUCUGAUCGAUGCCGAUGGUCACAAGCGCACUGUCACUUACCAUGUUGAUGGUAAGAGUGGAUUCAUCGCCCAGGUGCACCGUGAGCCAAUCAAGGGACACCAGGCCCCUCAGUCAGUGCACAAGGUGGUGGCUGUCCCAGUGCAUCAUGGGUACUACCACUAGAUGAUGUUAAAUUAUUUUUAGUUAGUCAAUUUAUAAAUAAAAAAUUGUAGUUUAUGCACACGAAAUAAAAACAAAUAUUCACUUGCCA